Pollicipes pollicipes is the source of this 1937-nucleotide messenger RNA. Its product is annotated as MAPK-interacting and spindle-stabilizing protein-like. NCBI's taxonomy places the organism in Eukaryota, Metazoa, Arthropoda, Thecostraca, Pollicipedomorpha, Pollicipedidae. The transcript has 5 exons. The record is from RefSeq and is a predicted model, not a curated record. The coding region runs from base 175 to 636 and encodes 153 amino acids.
CCGGCCCCGGCCGCUGCAGGCGCCGGCGCCGGCGGCGACCGUUACGCCGCGCUCAAGGAGCUGGACGAGGUGCUGAAGGCUGAGGUGGAUCCCAAGCUGGACUGGGCCACGACGGCGGCCAGAGAGCCGGCGCCGGCCAGCCAGGGCUGGGCCGCGUUCGGCAGUGGGCCGGCUAUGACGCCGAACGGGCCGGCCCCGUACGGCCAGAGUCCGCAGACCAGCGCCUACGGCCAGAGUCCUCAGACGGCCGGUUAUGGCCAGAGCCCGCAGCAGCACGGUCUGGCCGGCUUCGCGCAGGCGCAGUACGUGCCGGCCAGCGCCAACGGCUACGCGCCAGGGAGCCCGUGGCCGCAGCCUGUCUGCCCGCCCGCCUCCUUCGGCCCCUACAGCCCGGCCGGAUAUGGCGGCUACCGACAGCCGUACAUGAGUCCGUACGCCGCCCCGGUGUCAGAGAUGGGCUUAUCGGGCUACGGCGCCACCAAUGGCUCGUCGGGUAUGCUGCCAGGCGGCCAGUGGGCGGCGCCGGGGCCGCAGGCGGCCGGCUGGGGCCCAUCGGCGCCCGCCCCGCCCGCCGCUAACCCCUUCAUGUCCUGCAACGGCAGCACGCCAGUCAACCCGCACAACCCGUUCCUUUGAUGGUGGCUCGGCUCGCCCGAGCGUGAACUGUCGCGCCCGACCGGCCGUUACCAUCACCCCGCCCCCCCCCCCCCUCCGUCUGCCUCUGGAGCGCGCGCGCGCCCCAUGGCGCACCGUCAGCAGUAUGAUUGUGAUAUUGAGUUAUGGAUGCGGCAUGGCUCCGCCCCGCACCUAUUCGACGCUUGGUUGCGGUCGAUCCGUGGUUUGCCCUCAUUUACUUUCGAGCUUCUGUUGCAAAGCUGCAGGGAUAAUGUUUUGGUGUGUUUAGUGCUUUGUCUCGUAUUCUCUGCCCAGGGCGGGUGGUCGGCCCGGCUCCUAUUCGGACCUGAUGCUGGCUGCACCGGCAGCGGGCACGCGCUCAGGUUGCUCAGACACUUUUUAUGACGAGUCACCAGCUCGGCCUCGCCCGCCUUUCCGGCAUGUCCGCGCUCUCGUUAUCCGUGUCGCCGUCGUGGGCUGGAACGUGGGCAUCCGGCGGUGGCCCGUCCGGUUCAAAAUUGUGUUUGACACUACGCUGUGACAUUGAAUGUGCAAUCUUUCUAGGGGUUGGUGCGCUUGCAGGCCCUGCCUAUUCUCGCAGGCUGUUGACGGUUUUCCGGUAGUGUGCAUCGAGUGUGGUGAGAUGGCAUUCCAUCCCGGGUACCCUCAAGCUCGCCAUCACUUGGCACGCGUCAAGUGGCGCCAGCUAUUACUGUUGGUAAUGUCUGGCUCGUGCUUGGGACUGGGCUCAUGUCCUUCUUGCAACGAAUGUCUUGCGCGCACAGCAGUAGAUACGUAUGCAUCGGGAUAGUGAUGGCCACUUUCCUGGGCUGGUACCUGCGGCCCGUUCUGUGUCCGCCGCUUCUGGCGGCCUCCACACUCACAUUCUGGUCCGAGGUGAACCGGUGGAAGGACCAGCGGUAAGACCAUCCCCCACGCUCUCCACCAGCCCUGACGUAUACUCACGCGCCGGGAGAGCGAACCGGCGCUCUCCUGACCCCUCCCCCUCUUCGCGGUCGUUCGGGCACCCCGGGGGCACCGCCACCGCCCACGCUUCGAUCUGGACUGGUCCCUACGCUCUCCGUGGGCGCCCCUUAGCACUGGAACAUGGCGCUGUAUUCGAGCUGCGUGGUUCGCCGUAAGACGCCUCCGAACUCUUGUUCUCUGAAUAAUGUGGUUGUCUGUAUGGUGCUUCGUGUGCGCAUUUUGCGACCACAGGGCGGGCAAACGCCCAGCUGUCAAGAGACGGAAGUGACGGUGUUUGUGUGUAAUAUAUCAUGUUAUCCUAUCGUCAGUAUCAUAUUAAUAAACUCGUGAUUUUA